AUGGAUCGACCAAAUCCAUCGGGAGGCUUCCAAGCUUUUCCUCAUUUUGAUGAAAAAUACAAAUGUUGUUGUGGAUCUGUCCAUGUAAAGCAAGGCACAUAUAUGAUUGGCAUUCUGUCUGCAAUUCAGUUGUUUUUCGUUGUUGUGUCUGCCAUCUUCUCGCACGAAUCCGUAGGAAUCGUCGUUGCUGACUAUGGACUGAGUGCUAUAAAGCUGUUCUGUCUCGUCUUCCUGUUUCUCGGAUUGAGAAAAAAUAGAAAAAAAUAUAUUAUACCAUUCGCCGUACACGAGACUUGUUGUGUAAUUGUUUACAUUGUUGGUGUUGGAUUAUGUCUUUGGGCGGCUGUUGAGCCCCAAAGUCGGGUAGCUGGGUACAUGAAGUCGUUUAUUGACCCACAAGAUCGUUUAACCGAUUCAACUGCUGAAGAUUCUAAUCUUGAUUUACCAAUUCGUUUGAUGGCGACCAUGCUCAUAACAGCUUUGAUACUCUCGAUCUUGAUAUCAUUGUGGCUCUUGAAAGUGAUUUAUAAAUGCUAUGCUUAUCUCGCCGAUUUGGAUGAUUACCAUAAGCAGAUUGAUGGAAGGUUCCAUUCAAGUUGUGCUUGA
Auanema sp. JU1783 is the source of this 606-nucleotide messenger RNA. Lineage: Eukaryota; Metazoa; Nematoda; Chromadorea; Rhabditida; Rhabditidae. The record is from the annotation of a GenBank genome assembly.